Molecule: messenger RNA, 2377 nt
Organism: Hibiscus syriacus
Lineage: Eukaryota; Viridiplantae; Streptophyta; Magnoliopsida; Malvales; Malvaceae
Product: SPX domain-containing membrane protein At4g22990-like
Exons: 11
Coding region: 152-2236 (694 amino acids)
Biological process (GO): transmembrane phosphate ion transport from cytosol to vacuole
Cellular component (GO): plant-type vacuole membrane
Molecular function (GO): transmembrane transporter activity
Source: RefSeq, a predicted model, not a curated record
AGCCGCCGAUUCCGACUCAUCUGAAGAAAAGAUCAUCUUGGUUCUUGCAGCUUUUCUUUUGGGGUUUAUAAGUAUUGUUCGUUGAUGGUCAUCUAAGUUUGUUUCCAACUACAAGAAAUAGGGUGCUUUUGCUUUGUUUCAUCAGUGCGAGAUGGUUGCCUUUGGGAAGAAGUUGAAGGAAAGACAAAUUCAGGAAUGGCAAGGAUUUUACAUAAACUACAAAUUAAUGAAGAAGAGAGUCAAACAGUACGCUAAUGAAAUUGAAGUUGGGACACAAGAUCGACGACAUGUUCUCAAGGAUUUCUCAAGAAUGCUGGAUAAUCAGAUUGAGAAGAUUGUCCUUUUUAUAUUAGAGCAACAAGGUCAACUUGCAAGCAGGUUAUCAAAGCUUAGAGAACAACAUGAUGCACUUGAGGAGGAGCCAGAAAUAUCCCAAAUAACUGAACUCAGAGAGGAUUAUAGGGCAGUGGGGCAAGAUCUUUUGAAGCUUCUCUAUUUUGUCGAAAUGAAUGCUAUUGGACUGCGAAAGAUAUUGAAAAAAUUUGAUAAACGCUUUCACUAUAGAUUCACCGAUUACUAUGUCAAAACUCGUGCCAAUCAUCCUUAUUCGCAGUUGCAACAAGUGUUCAAGCAUGUGGGUUUAGGGGCUGUUGUUGGAGCAAUUUCUCGUAAUCUUCAUGAACUCCAGGACCGUCAAGGAAGCUACUUAUCAAUUUAUGAUCCUCCUGCCCUUCCUCUCCAGGAUCCUGUUGUUGAUGCAAUAAAAGCAGCUGUGGAUAGGUUAACUUACUCGACAAACUUCCUAAACUUUCUGGCACAACAUGCUCUCAUUAUGCAAGAGAAGUUACCUACUCCUGCUGAUGAACAACGCAUCGAUGAAGAGAAAUAUCAUUUCAUGUCCCUCCUCUUGAACUUGGCAAACACAUUCCUCUAUAUGGUCAAUACAUAUAUUAUUGUCCCCACAGCAGAUGACUACUCCAUGAGGCUUGGAGCUGCUGCAACAGUUUGCGGUAUUGUUAUUGGGGCAAUGGCUGUUGCACAGGUGUUUUCUUCUGUGUAUUUUAGUGCAUGGUCUAAUCGAUCAUACUUCAGACCACUCGUAUUUAGCAGUGUUGUCCUUUUUGUGGGAAAUGCAAUGUACGCAAUGGCUUAUGAUAUGAACUCAUUGACAGUUCUUCUACUUGGUCGACUUUUUUGUGGAUUUGGUUCUGCUAGAGCUGUUAAUCGCCGUUAUAUCAGUGAUUGUGUACCGCUAAAAAUCAGGAUGCAGGCAUCAGCUGGUUUUGUUAGCGCCAGUGCUUUGGGGAUGGCUUGUGGUCCUGCUCUUGCUGGCAUACUUCAGACAAAUUUCAAGAUUUACAAGUUUACCUUCGAUCAAAACACUUUGCCAGGAUGGGUUAUGGCUGUAGCUUGGCUUUUAUAUCUGAUAUGGUUGUGGAUCUCAUUCAAAGAACCAUCCCGUGAUAUAGAAGAGCCUCAUGUGUCUGGUUCAGAAACGGUAGAAAAUAAUGUACUCGAGGAAGGUAAACAACCAUUGCUAAUUACUUCAGAAGAGAAGCAAGAAGACGAUGAGGAUCCAGAAGGUGAUGGAAGUGAAGAGGCUCCAGAGGAAUCUCGUCAGCCUGCUACAUCGUUUAUGUCAGCUUAUAGACUACUUACACCCUCAGUAAAGGUUCAAUUGUUGAUAUAUUUCAUGCUGAAGUACGCAAUGGAAAUUUUACUCUCGGAAUCUAGUGUCAUCACCACAUACUACUUCAGCUGGUCUACGAGCACCGUUUCCAUCUUUCUCGCUUGUCUUGGGUUAACGGUUCUUCCGGUGAACAUUGUUGUUGGCAGCUACAUUAGCAAUAUGUUUGAAGACAGGCAGAUUUUAUUGGCAUCUGAAAUUAUGGUUUGCAUAGGAAUACUGCUUAGCUUCCAGAUGAUAAUACCAUACACUGUACCCCAGUAUGUCUUCUCAGGGCUCAUCAUGUUUGUUUCGGCCGAAGUGCUCGAAGGUGUGAACUUGUCGCUACUUUCGCGGGUAAUGUCAUCGAGGCUAUCGCGUGGAACGUACAACGGGGGACUACUCUCGACGGAAGCCGGGACGAUUGCUCGAGUGAUUGCGGAUGCGACAAUAACAGUGGUGGGGUUCUUAGGUCAGAGUCGGCUUUUGAAUGUCACUCUUCUUCCUUCACUACUUAUAUGUGUUGGCUCUAUUGUUGCUACAUGCUUUACCUACAACUCUUUAUAUUGAUACAACUAGGGAGAAAAGAAAAGGAGAACCAAAAUUAUUCCUUUCACCAUUCCAUAGCAUCAUGUUUCUUAGGAAAUCUUGUAUUGGUUGUACACUGUAAUUGGAUUUUAUUUAUUUAAUGAAGAUAUGAAAUUGAACUAA